This is a messenger RNA of Prunus mume (Japanese apricot), 1231 nucleotides long. NCBI's taxonomy places the organism in Eukaryota, Viridiplantae, Streptophyta, Magnoliopsida, Rosales, Rosaceae. The record is from RefSeq and is a predicted model, not a curated record.
UAACGACUUCAUACACAGGUGCCCAAUAGAAUUUGAUUUCAGACACAGGAAGACACGGACAUGGCUUCGCUACCGUACGCCGACGUGGAUUUCAGCUUGAGAGCAUUGUCCGGUAGGGCCGAGGGCUUCGGCCGGUUCGCCAUCGGCGGCCUCCACGGGCCGCUCUAUUUCGUCACCACUUUGGCAGAUGAUGGUCCAGGCUCACUUCGUGAAGGAUGUCGAAAACAAGAACCACUGUGGAUUGUCUUUGAGGUUUCUGGCACCAUUCACCUUUCGUCUUACUUGAGUGUGUCAUCUUAUAAGACAAUUGAUGGACGAGGCCAGAGAGUAAAGCUCACAGGAAAGGGCCUUAGACUGAAGGAAUGUGAACACAUAAUUGUCUGCAACCUUGAGUUUCAAGGCGGUAGAGGACAUGAUGUUGAUGGCAUUCAGAUAAAACCGAAUUCUAGGCACAUUUGGAUAGACCGAUGCAGCCUUCGUGAUUAUGAUGAUGGACUCAUAGAUAUCACCAGACAAAGUACAGAUAUAACUAUCUCUAGAUGUUACUUCGCACAACAUGACAAGACAAUGCUUAUUGGAGCAGACCCCUCCCACGUUGGCGAUAGAUGCAUUCGGGUGACAAUUCAUCAUUGUUUUUUCGAUGGGACAAGGCAAAGACAACCUCGCCUUAGAUUUGGGAAAGUUCAUCUUUACAACAAUUACACUCGAAACUGGGGUAUAUAUGCUGUUUGCGCCAGCGUAGAAUCCCAGAUAUACUCCCAAUGCAACAUAUACGAAGCAGGAAAUAAGAAAAAGACUUUCGAAUAUUAUACAGAAAAGGCAGCAGACAGAGAAGAGGCAAAAUCUGGCUUCAUAAGAUCUGAGGGCGACCUAUUCCUGAAUGGAGCUCAACCAUGCGCAUUAACAGGGUUCAAUCAAGAAUGCAUGUUCCAUCCAAGCGAAUUUUAUUCACAUUGGACUAUGGAAGCCGCCUCAGAUUCUCUUAAAACUAUUCUCCAAAUUCUUACAGGUUGGCAAUCCAUUCAUAGGCCGGCAGAGCAGGCGCAGGCGGUAACUGUAUAGCUUUUUAUUAUCACACAUGUAUAACAGGAUUUUAUAGAUCCUGUUACAGAAUAUGCUUUACUUCUGUUUUAAUUUUGUUUAAGCUGAGUGAAUGAACUCCAAAUUCGCUAUCUUUUUAUUGUAGCUUAAAGGAGUAAUCCAUCAAUUAUGAUAAGUAUUCCAUAACACA